Salmo salar (Atlantic salmon) is the source of this 5301-nucleotide messenger RNA. The record is from RefSeq and is a predicted model, not a curated record. Lineage: Eukaryota; Metazoa; Chordata; Actinopteri; Salmoniformes; Salmonidae.
CUGAGCGCUCUGGGUCGCGUUCCAGCUCGCCUCGAGUCGCCCCUCCCAUUCUCGUUAAAACUCUCCCUUCCAUUCGCCAAUAAAGCGCUUUUGUCUUGGGGUCGGGAAGCUUAUGGGCUCUCGCCGGACACUUGAAGCGCAUUCCUCGACGUGGAGCUUUCAACCACUCGCUAGACACGGGUGGCUGAAGAGUUUUAAUGUAUUUUAAUAACUUUCUGCUGUUGCACAGUUUCGGGGACUUCUGACAGAGUGCACCACGGACGACUAAAGGAUUUCGAACUGUUUACUGUUCUACGUGGGUCCUCUUGGAUAAAAAUAUUAUGUAGCACACAUUUCUGAGUGCGCCGCAACUCAAACUUUACGCAGAGAACUGAACAGGCCCACCACAAGAAAAGGGCCUGCUCAGGCCACAUCCCAACAUGCUAUCCCAGCUCUCACUACCAGCCUGAUGGAUGGCAGGAGAUUUUAUUCCUUCAAACGGGCGCUUAACGAAUGUCAGGCUGAGAGAGGAGAGAGAGUGACUCCAGUGGCACCAUGAAGGCCUUCUUCCUCCCUCCACUGACGCCCUUCCUCCUUCUCCUCUUGCUCCGGCUCCCCGGCAGGACUCUGGCCAGCGACUGUCCCCAGGACUGCACCUGCUCCACCCCAGAAUCCAUCUUCUGUUUCCAGCGCCGCUCUGCCACCAUACCUCACGGCAUCCCGGAACCCACCAAGAACCUCUACCUCUUCGCCAACGGCAUCGAGACCCUGGCAGAGGAAGACUUUGUGGGGAUGGAGAGCCUGGAGAUGCUGGAUCUGAGUCAGAACAAAGUCACGUUACUGCCCGACCGGGUGUUUGAGCCUCUGACUUCCCUGAGGAACUUGGACCUCUCAGCAAACCAGAUCACCCAUCUGUCAGAGGAGAGCUUUGCGGGCAUGGCCCUACUGGAGAGGCUGUACCUCUACAGCAACCACAUCCGGACUAUACACCCUGCCGCCUUCCACGGCCUGGAGCAGCUGCUGGAGCUCAAGCUGCAGGGAAACCAGCUCACCUCGCUCCCCGCCCUAGCCAUGCCCAGACUGCUGCUGCUGGACCUCCGCUUCAACACCCUCCCAUCCCUGGGGUCAGCCGACCUCCAGAUGCCCAAUCUGGAGUCUCUGAAGUUGGCCGGCCUGGGCCUCGAAAGCCUGAACGAGGACCUGAUGGCCAGCCUGGGGAACCUCCACGAACUGGACAUCUCUGGCAACGAGCUGGGCUCCUUCCCCCUGGCGCUGAGGGAGGCCCGGGGCCUGAUCUACCUGAGCCUGGCCGGGAACCCCAUGGGCCCACUGAAGCUGGAGGACCUGAAGAACCUGAGCGAGCUUCAGGAGCUGGACAUCAGCAACCUGAGUCUGCAGGGCUUGCCUGACGGGUUCGCACAGCUUUUCCCUCACCUGACUAAGCUGACGGUGGCUGAGAACCCUUUCAACUGCCUGUGCACCCUGGCCUGGUUCCCUGGGUGGCUCAGGAACCAGGGGGUGACUCUGGGCAGGACGGAGGAGACCCGCUGCCACUUCCCUCCCCUCAAUGCUGGGAAGGUGCUGGAGAGGUUGGAGCACAGGGAGUUUGGCUGCCCCACCACCACUACUGUCACUGCUAGCACAGUCAGAACCAGCACCACCAUGCCCCUUCCGGUCACCACCCUACCUAGCACCUCCCCAGCCAUCCCUCCACCCGGGCCCAGCGAGGAGGACAUCUCAACUGGGACAGACAGCCAGCCCCUGCUCCCCGUCCCUGCCUCUCCCAGCAGCAGCAGCCAAGACCCAGAGGUGGACUUCUUCUGCCCCUCCCAGACCUGCUUGAAUGGGGGCACCUGUCGGCUGGACGGGCAAGGCCAUCUGGAGUGCACCUGCCCUCGUGGCUUCUACGGCACCUAUUGCGAGAACCGCCACCCCCCUCCUGAUCAGGACCACAAUGACAACAACAAUGACAUUUCCACGGCAACUGUCACCGCCGACACCCCCGACAUCAGCUCGCGCCUGGUGACCAGCUCCUCCAUCCUGCUGGACCUGCACCGCUACAUCAAGGUCCGGCCCUACAUCCGUGGCAUCCGUCUGACAUACCGCAACCUGUCGGGGCCCGACCGGCGUCCCAUGCAGCUCAGCGUGCCCGCUUCCUACCCGGAGUACACCCUGAGGGGGCUGCGGCCCAACUCCACCUACACGGUGUGCGCCAGCCCGCUGGGCGACCUCAGCGGUGGGGACAGCGUCUGCACGGAGGCCCACACAGCGUCCCAGCAGCACACUGCCACAGGGAGGCAGGUGGAGGACAAGAGGCUGACCACCAUGCUGGUGCCGGCUCUGGCCAUCCUGCUGCUCCUAGUCCUGGUUGCAGCCGCCGUGGGGGUGGUGUGCUACAUAAGGAGGAAACGGGCCAAGGGCCACCUGGAUCUGGAGUGUGAGCCAGCCCAGCUGGAGCUGGAGGGAGUCAAGGCUGGUCCCAACAUUGGAGGGGCGAUGCCCCAAAAGCAGCCGGAGCCGGCUGUGGUUCAGAAUGGCGGCCUGGAGUACGAGGUGCUGCUAAUACAGGAUCAUUGCACGCCGUACAACAACAUGGCUCUCUCUCAUAAGCCCUCUUAUUUCUGACACCCAUCUCUGUUGCUACUCAGACCCAGAGGGUAAGACUAAGUACCUCUAGCUACUCCUUCCCUCACGAACUAGACACCAGCUAGAGUUGUUGGUGACAGUGGAGGAGAAAGAGAGAGGACCGGCCAGCCAUGUGUCAGCAAUUGAGAAACGGAACAAAUACUUAACUGUGCAGACAUUAAAAUAUGUUUGAAAGGAUUACUUGAAAAUAAGGUAGCCUUUUUAAGUGCCUUUAUUCUUAUUUCCACACCUCCUGCUUUGUUUCUACAAUCACAUUGCUGGACUGGCGCCCCGCGGCUCGCUACUGAGUGCGCCCAGUCUCCACAGUAGGUCAAAGGUCAAGCGAGGCUGGGCCAGGCAGAGAGACAACAGGGUCAUAGUGACCUAAUCCCUGCUGUGUCUACUCUAAAAUGGGCUCUGCACUGAAAUGGGGGUGUAUUGCUGUGCACCCCUUGUGAUAACUGAACUAUGUAAAAAGAGUAGAAGCAAUUAUUUUGCUCCGUAGCACCUCAGCACUACCCCAGUGGUGCUUGCUGUGAAUGACAUCCGAGUCACCAAAUGAAGAGAACUGUUUUCAGUAAUUUAAAAGCAAGGUGGCUGACAUUUACCAUGCUUUGUUUCGGCUCUAUUGCUUAGUGAAAUUGUCAUUUUUCUGUUGUGUUUGUAAAUGUUUUUAUACUCUUGCUGUUGUUGUUUUUCUGUAAGUACGUGACUGUAACCACCUUUCCAUCCCCUCCCAACUGCUUGUGAUUUAGCAGACAGAUUAAACCCCAGAUUAAAAUCUUUGAAGAUUAAAACUCGUUUGUACCAACGAAGUCAAUCAAAGGCUUUACCCUACGAAUGUCAGACAGUCUAAGCAGCUGUAGGUCUGGGCAGACUUACUAAAUCCCCUCUCCAUUCUCUGGCCUUCAACACCCCCGCUCCCCACACAAAAAGCACCGAUAAACAGUUUCAGUUGGCUGAAACCUUAACAUUUGUUUCUGUGCUGCAGCGAACUUCAAACAUCCCCCGAGCCUGCCUCAGAUUAACCACACACACAUGAUUACCACAGAGAGGAGAAGGGGGAAAAAUAAACAGUUAAUUUCUAAAGGCUUUAUUCAUUGUUUAUGUCCCCAAGAGGGAACACAGUUCUUUCAGUAAACCGCAAUUCACAAGAACGCACUUGUUAGCCUAGCCUAGUUUAGCCUAGCCUCAGAGAUAGAUGCUUGUGGAUUUCCCUCAGGCAGAAUUAGCCUCUAUGGUGCUUUGUUGUGCACCAUUAACUGGUCUUUGGAAAACGAGGGUCCCCCGUCUUGCUCACUUGCAGCCAAGCAGACUAUGAAAAGUCCAAGCGUAGCAUAUAGUUGAAGGUUUUAUAUGGGCUCUGUCUGGGACGAGGGACAUUGAGGACUUGUAUUUGGAAAAAAGUUGUACACCAAACUAGAAUAUGCUGAAACACCAGUGUUGAGAUUCAAAUCUCAGAAUGUGAAAACAGUCUAAGUAACUUUUAUGUGUCUGGCGCUAACCUGCCUGCCCCGAUGAGGAUCUCAGUGCCGACUACAGUAUGAAGAUCUCUGGCGGUAAACAGCUCAGUGAUAAUGUGGCAGCAUGUCCCGUCUUGUGCACAGAGAGGCAGACAUCAAGUCACUGUCAUGCUUCAGUAGUACUGUAUCCCCCACUAAAAACACACACACACACACACACACACACACACACACACACACACACACACACACACACACACACACACACACACACACACACACACACACACACACACACACACACACACACACACACACACACACACACACACACACACACCUACUCCAUCCACUACAUUUAAAGACAUUCUCCAGUACUUUUGUAUAGUUUUUAGCCAGUAGUUCUGAAAGCAGCAUUCAUGAGACAAAAGUGGUCCCUGCGUACUACAUCGCAUAUGUGCAGAUAUGUGCCCCAUGUAAUUUAUCUUUCUCGUUCUGCUGUGUGUGCAUCUAGCUAGCUGUCGCUCAAAUGGCAAGGGGCUAAAGCUCAUUGGCUAGAACUUGAAUUGCUUGGGGGAAAAUGUAGAGAAAAUGGCGCAGCACAGCUUAGAGAAAAAGUUCAUUUUAAACUAGUCAUUACAUGGCUAACUGAGGUAAAACAGUCAUUCUGUGAAUAGAGUAUGCAUUUUUGAACUACAUAUUGACACAUCGAGCCCAAAGUGGGAGGUUUAACAAAUACUUAGCAGUCGCUAAAGUUCCGAAGCAUGUCUUUAAAAGUAUUAAAACCUCCUGAAAUGGGCAUGUCAAGACAAGGGUUCCCUCUUCUAACAUGCUUAGUGACCAGGCAGUGUACAUGAUGACUAUUAUUUUAGUGAAGACAACACAGGAGAUUAAGAUUGGAAGGAGGGAAGGGUUGGUGGAUGCUGUCUACCACUAAAUCUUACACCAUCUAAACAAAUAGGCCUCAAUAUUUAACACUUAAAAUUACAUCUGUUUAAAGUGUGUAAAACUACCAAAAUAACUUAACUGGAAUACUUAGUUUUACAAUACAAAAACAUUGAAAAUAUCCAGAAAUAUUUUUGAUAUUAUUACUAUUUUCCCUGUUUAUUUUGGGAACCAUUGUUGUUAUUGUUCGUCUCUUUCCAUGUCCUUUAGAAUUAAGUGAACAUAUUUUUAUGACCAAAAAACACAAUGUUGACAUUAUUAAAAAGUUUAAAUAAAAACUGAAAACAAA